GUGCACAUGUCUCAGGGCCCUCAUAAAGGUAUUGACACGGAAUGACCUUGGGCAACUUCAUCUGUGCUUGCCUGUAGGGCCUACCUUUCUUCCUGAGCUGGUGGCUCUCUGCUGUGAUCUUGGGGUGCAGAGAGUUGGGGUUGGACCCUGAUUCCGAGGCCUUGGGUCUGUCCUCUCAAAUUCUAGCAGAGUGGGGAGGAUGGUGGCAGUAGACCCAGAGCUGGGCCAGUGCAAUGUGGUCUGGAUGGCUGAGGUGCCUGCCACCACAACUGAGCGCAGGAUGCCCAGGCUGGAACAGGCAGGCCUAUCCCUCGCAGCACAAGGUCCGGACUGGGAACCAGAACAGCAAGAAUUCCCAGGACCUCAUGGGGGAGAGGCCCUAAGGGUACUAAGCUGAACUUGGGAUGGCCUUGCCGCUUGCCGCUGGUCUUUGACCCCCCUCUGUGCAGUUGGGAACCUUCUUCCUGUGAGGCUGCUGGCUCCCCUGUGGCGUGUCGCUCGCUCUCUGGGCACCCAGCUUUUCUGACUUGUUCCACGAACUGGGAGCUCCGCGUGGGUGUAGCCAUUACCCUCUGGGCCAGAAGGGGCGUGAGCCCAGGCACGCGAACAGCUGGCUGAGCGCAGAGCACUGUGGGACUGAGCGAGGGGAAGCCAUGGGACGGGGCGUUCCCCAGGGCCAAGCUCCGCCCCCUCGAGCCAUUGGUUGGCACCGCCCUGUGCCAGUGAAUGACAGGGACUCGGGGGUGGGUCCGGCGGGACCACUUCUUCCGCGGGGCCAUGGGGCAGUGUGUGCUAGCGCGGCUGCUCCUGCCAAUGUUGCUGCUGUCAGUGAUGCUCUGUGGAACCCAGAAUGCCACUUCCUCGUCGCAACACCCACCGCAACCUACGCUCUGGUCACCGCACGCCAUGACGAACGGGAGCCAGUCAGGCACGCUGCACAACAGCACGCACCCACGGCUGCUGGGCUCGCCAGGCUCGCCGCUGCUGCGCUCGUUCUACGUGCUUUCUGGUUUCAUCAGCCUGGCAGUGCUCUACUUCCUUAUCCGGGCCUUUAGGUUGAAGAAACCCCAGCGGAGGAGCUAUGGCCUCCUGGCCAACACCGAGGAUCCUAUGGACAUGGCCUUGCUGGACGGUGUUGAGGAAACCACCUUUGAGACCAGGAAUCUGAGAUGAUGUUCAGGUCAGGGAGGCAGUGUUCCCAGCUGCCCUGGGAGAAAGAUAAGAGACAGGGUCCACUCCCAGUGCCUACACACCUGCUGAUUCUUCUGCUGACCUGAGAGCUUGAGUGGGACCUGCCCAGCCUGCCUGAAGCCACCUCCGCUCUCCACCACCACAGGACUACCCAGUAUGCCAGGUGCAAACCAGAGGGACCCCCAGCAGCCCCAUCCAGGAUUCUGAGACCCUCUGCUUGGACUGUGACUUGUGCCGCUGACCCUCCCCGUGGGGACACAGCUGAGGCCUGGCAGGCAGGUGGGCUAAGGGUCCUGUCUGGGAGUGCCUUCCCCACUGGGCUGGGGACAAUAAAGGCAGCAGUGCUUCUGUAUCUGGCA
Miniopterus natalensis is the source of this 1550-nucleotide messenger RNA. RefSeq names its product family with sequence similarity 174 member C (gene FAM174C). Gene Ontology annotation, cellular component: extracellular region. The record is from RefSeq and is a predicted model, not a curated record. NCBI's taxonomy places the organism in Eukaryota, Metazoa, Chordata, Mammalia, Chiroptera, Miniopteridae.